AUGUAAGUGAGAUUGUAGGGGAAAGUCAUUCUUCCAUGUAACAUUCAUCUAAUUCCAAGAAAACAAAUCAUUUUGAUCUAAUCAUAUUAUAGAAUGCAUUCCUGCAAGAUUAAGUAUCAAAAAAGAAAGAAGUGGGCACGAUAUCGCAAAUGCGUGAUUCAAGAAUUAGUAGAUAGUGAAUUCACCUAUCUCAAAGAUUUGGAAUUGAUCAUCGUGAAGUUUUUCGAUCCAUUACAGACAAUCCUCACAGAUGCUCAAUCUAAGUUGCUAUUUAGAAAUUUGAAACAAAUCUAUUUACUAAAUAAGCAAUUUUUAUUUGAAAUCUCUGAAAGAUUCAGCAACUUUACUUAACACACCUGUUUUGGCAAGAUCUUUGACAAGUACGUUUAAUUUUUCAAAAUAUACUUCGAAUACACCUCUGGUUUUUCCAUUGAAGUUGUUUCUUCCUUGAGGAAGGAAAUCCCAAAAUUGAAUGAUUUUAUUUCUGAAUUGGAAGAGGCUGAUAUUUUCAAAGGAGGCAAUCUAGAAUCCUAUCUCAUCAAACCGGUCCAGAGAUUACCCAAAUAUGUCCUAUUACUCAAGGAUUUGAUCAAACAUACUUGGCAAUCUCAUCCAGAUUAUGAGUCACUUCAAGUGAGUGUCAAUAAAUUCAUUGAAGUCAAUUGCAAAAUUGAUAUUUUGAUGGACAAUGUUCUCAAAAAUCAAAUGCUCUUCGAAUUGUAAAAAUAGUUUUUUGAUUCAAUCAAUGUAUCCAUUGUAGAAUCCACAAGGAGAUAUGUUCAAAGUGAAACCAUCAAUGUCCUGGUCUCUAAAUAAUAGAAAUCAGUUAUAGUGUAUAUAUGCAAUGACAUGAUCAUCCUAACCUAAAGAAAUCAAAAUAACUUAGUCAAACAACACGAAAAAUUGUAUGAAUAUCUCUACCUUAAUGAGAAAUCCUAUUGCAAAAACAAACCAGAAACUCAAUAUUGCAAAUUCUUGUUCACAGUCUCCUCUUAGGAACAAUCCAUAACAUUCAUUUGCUAAGACGCAGAACAAAAAUAAAAACUGCUUAGCUUAUUUGAAUCCUUAAUUAACGACAUCAAGACGAAGUAUCAAAAAUUGGAAAUCCUCCAAGAAUGCGAAGUCUAAUCCAUUUAAGUAUUUGCCAAGGGAACAGAAUUAAGAAAGUCCUUGCUUUAAUCAUAUACUGUUUAUGUGAUGUUUAUUUCUGCAGGAUCUUAGAAUUUGACCUUAUUAACCAGAUACAGCAGUUUAAUAAAGUUGGAAAAUAUGAUCAGAAAGCAAUUCCCAGACAUCUCGAUUCCACAUCUAAGCAAGAAUCAAUGGGCUAGCAAUAAGAAAACCUAAUUAAUCGAAGCCAGGAAAAUCAUCAUUGAAAACUUUCUUGAAGCAGUUCUGAACUCUCCCCUCAUCAAAUAGAAUCCAGAACAAGUUUUGAAAUAUUUAGAACUCCCCCCCUCAUUUUACGAGGCUAUUGCAUCCAGUCCUGAUAAGUCUAGUGUAGAAAGAGAGAGUCUCAGAAAAACAAUGAAGUCCUCUUCAUUCAAUACAGACGACAUCUCCCUGAGCGAAACCCUUAAAUUUGUUAGGAACACAAAUACCAUUAGACAAACCAUGCACCAUAAAAGUUUAAAAAUUAGCAAUCAAACUAUCAAUAUUAAAAUUAUGUUCCCAGAUGAAUUUUACAUCUUUUUACCUAUCAGUCCUGAAUUACGAGUAGCUGAUCUAAUUGAAAUGGCUGCUGAAGCCAUCAAAUUACAAAGCUAUGAGGAUUUUAAGUUCUUUUUAAUCAAUGAUCAAGAAGUUAGGAUUCUCGAUGAUGAAGAUUGCAUUCCACAAAUUCCAUUAAAUAAACCAAGUAAUGAAAGUGUUAUGUCAAAAUUCACCCAUCUGUUCAAGGAGAGAGAAAAAACCAAUACUAAAUUACUACUAAAAAAAUACCUAUAUUUAACUCCAAAACAAGAGAAGAAGGAUUAUUAAUCAGAUCUAGUAAGACUUAAUUUAAUAUGCCACCAAGCAUUUGAUGAUAUCAAGAACUUGAGAUAUCAACUCACGAAUUCUUAAUAUUAGAUGUAUUCCAUCUACUAUCUAAUUAUCAAGUAUUAUGAAAAUUUCAGACACAUCUUUACCAAAUAAUCUUUGCCCAUAAAUUUGGUGAAACAAUUGAUUCCAGACAAAGUUUAUAAGCAAGUGAAGGAAUAGACCUGGGUCUAAGAGAUAUAUGUUGCCAUUGGAAUAGUGAAAUAAGAAAUCGAAUAAAUAAUCAAACAGCAUGAUAAGAAUUUGCAAGGCAUUAAAAAGUUGGAAUAGCAAUUUCAAUAUAUUACAGAAUUGAUCUUUAUGGAAUCUCUAUAAUAGAAUCCAUUCUAUGGGCUUCAAAACUUCAAUAUUGAAAUUCCUAAUGCCAGCAAAGAGAUAUUAUAAAGAUAAUUCAAAUGCCAACUAGAUACAUACUGUACCCUGGGAGUCAAGUAUGAUCGAUUCAUUAUCAUCCAUAAUAUGGAAAAGAAAUUGGAAAUAUUCCUAAGCGACAUAGUCAAUCUUGCACCAUUCCCUUUUUAUUUUCAGUUUCAAAUAAAACAAAUUUAAGAUGAAAAGUUUAUAUUCAAGACUUCAAAUGGAUUAGAAAUUUAGAAACUUUAAGAACUAUACUCAAAUAUCUCUAAUAAUUUAUGA
Messenger RNA from Paramecium tetraurelia, 2676 nucleotides. RefSeq lists its product as uncharacterized. The record is from RefSeq and is a predicted model, not a curated record. Gene Ontology annotation, cellular component: cytoskeleton. Gene Ontology annotation, molecular function: protein binding; phosphatidylinositol binding; guanyl-nucleotide exchange factor activity. Gene Ontology annotation, biological process: intracellular signal transduction. NCBI's taxonomy places the organism in Eukaryota, Ciliophora, Oligohymenophorea, Peniculida, Parameciidae. The transcript has 7 exons.